This is a messenger RNA of Dinoponera quadriceps, 1780 nucleotides long. Its product is annotated as pro-resilin. NCBI's taxonomy places the organism in Eukaryota, Metazoa, Arthropoda, Insecta, Hymenoptera, Formicidae. The record is from RefSeq and is a predicted model, not a curated record. Bases 440 to 1240 code for a protein of 266 amino acids. The transcript is spliced from 3 exons.
CUAUUCAAGAAUGCUUGCUUUGAAACGCAAGGGUUGAAAUUUUGUCGAUAGGAAUGGCGGAGAAAGGAAAUAUCGUUGUUGUGCUAAACGAGAGAAAUCAAACGAAACCGGCUGGCUGGUUUCCUUCGGUUAUUUUUCUUUCUCUGUAGUUUUUAUUGCGUUUGACACUAUUUCCAGCAUUAAUCGCACAACGAUGCGUUAACUAUCGCGUAUCUUGCCCAGGGAGCGAAAAUACUUUUAGAUAUCGAUCAGCCAACCCAGCGGGAUAACAUAUAGAAAAGUGCAUUCGCGACGACCGCCCCGACGGAGAGGAUCCAAAUUACUCGCAUUACCUGUAACCGCGUGGACCCGUCACGUUUUCCCAUUAUCGUUGACUUUCGCGCGACUUUCAUUACGCGCGGACGCUGAAACAAACGAUCUCCAGCUGAUCGUCCUAUUAAUGUUCUCCGAGAGCGUGAAGGGGACGCCACGUUUAUCUGACAGCUCCACUUUUCCGACCAGCUUCUGUGGCGUGAGAAUGGCAGCGUGUCGUAGGACAGCACCAGUCUCCGGUAGCUACUUGCCACCGUCCACCAGCUACGGUACACCCAACUUAGGAGGAGGAGGUGGAGGCGGCGGUGGUCGACCUUCCCCCAACUACGGCGCGCCUCCUUCCUCAAGUUACGGGGCACCGUCCGGCGGCGGCGGCGGUGGAGGUUUCGGUGGAGGUUUCGGAGGUGGUCGCGGUGCACCCUCCGGUAGCUACGGAACACCUCCCGUAGGACGUCCGUCUCCCAAUUACGGUGCGCCUUCCGGCUUUGGCGGUAAACCGUCGUCGGCUUACGGAGCACCUUCGAACGGAGGUGGCAGGCCCUCGUCUACUUACGGCGCACCUUCCGGUGGAGGAGCUCCCUCGUCGAGCUACGGAGCACCGUCGAAUGGCAGACCCUCGACCGGUUACGGAGCACCUGGUGGCGGUGGUGGAUACUCCGGCGGCGGCGGCGGAUACUCCGGCGGCGGCGGUGGAUACUCCGGCGGCGGCGGAUACUCCGGCGGCGGUGGCGGAUACUCCGGCGGCGGUGGGCCGUCCUCUACAUACGGAGCACCAUCGGGAGGUGGAGGCGGAUAUUCCGGCGGCUCCGGCGGUUACUCCGGAGGUGGAGGCAGGCCGUCCUCGAGCUACGGCGCCCCAAGCUUUGGCAACGGCGGCGGCGGCGGCGGCGGACAGAAUUACGCCAGCAACGGAGGAUACCAAUAUUAAUCCAGACCCGGCAGCGAAACAAUCUCUGUGCUCCAUCGGAUUGUACGACCAGACACAUUCCAUCCUAACGUCGACGAUCGAUUUCAUUAAUCAGACGUCGUUGAGAAACUUUCUUCUUUUUUUCCGAGAAAACGGCGGGAAAGGGCCGUUUGCCGGUGUCUAUGGUGAUUAGACCGAGAAUAAACGGAUAUAUCUUGGACGUGAUAGACGAAGGGACCAUGUGUCUUUGAUGACUGUGGGAAUAAUCGUGCGCGGAUGUGUCCUUCGUUCCAAUCUGACAGGGAAAAGAGAGAAGUCGCGCCGUGCUAUGUUUCACAAAGACGGGUUCUCGAACGGAAAAUAUUCGACGCGUGAACAGCCAAAAAAACGGGGAGGCCUCCCAUCUUUCUUAUUAUUACUACGCGCUUCCAGAAAAGUGUCUGUUCACUGAGUCUUCCGUUGACAUCGAAAGAUGCGCGAAGAAGAACGAAGGAGAAUGAACGAAGAUUCUAUAUUUGGAGCCUGUAACUUAUUUAUUUUGUAAAGACGCUUUUUGUACUA